This is a messenger RNA of Wyeomyia smithii (pitcher-plant mosquito), 1242 nucleotides long. RefSeq lists its product as uncharacterized. Bases 1 to 1242 code for a protein of 413 amino acids. The record is from RefSeq and is a predicted model, not a curated record. Gene Ontology annotation, biological process: DNA integration. The transcript has 2 exons. NCBI's taxonomy places the organism in Eukaryota, Metazoa, Arthropoda, Insecta, Diptera, Culicidae. Gene Ontology annotation, molecular function: nucleic acid binding.
AUGAUACUGAGUCUGCAGCGAUAUGAUCUGCAAGUUCAGUACGUGAAGGGAAAAGAUUUGAUUCUGGCAGAUACUCUAUCACGGAACAUCGACGACAGUAAGCCAGUGACGGCCGAAGAUUGCGACCCGUUAUGGAGGACCAUCGAAGAAGUAAACGUACUGCAAGGCAUCGACAUUCAAUCGAACUUGCUGGAUAGGAUCAAGCAAGCUACGCAGAAGGAUGAAACUUGUCAAAUUCUGAAACUGCACAUUGUCAACGGAUGGCCCAGCGAGAAAUCUACGGUGAUGGAGUGCGUGAAGCCUUUUUAUGCCUUAAGGGCGGAAUUGGUGAUUCAAGAUGGCGUGAUCCUGCGAGGAAAUCGCAUCGUUGUGCCGGCUGAGAAUCGUCAGGAUGUUCUGAAACUUCUGCACUACAGCCAUCAAGGAGAACAGGCUACUCUUCGCAAGGCCAGAGACAUUGUUUGUUGGCCAAACCUCAACGAUCACGUGCAGAACAUGGUCAAAGCGUGUGGUAUCUGCAAUCAGUACAAAAACUGCCAACAGUAUGAAGAAAAAAAAACAGAACUCAUCGAUCGGUGCAAGAAAAACUUCAGUCGGCUAGGUGUACCCCGUAAAAUCAUAACCGACUCAGCUAAACAGUUUGUCGGCAAAGAGUGGGCGCAAUUCAUGAAAGCUUAUAAUAUCAUCCAUGCCACGAGCGCACCAUAUCACCACGAAUCUAACGGAAAGGCCGAAUCAGCUAUCAAAAUUGCAAAAAACGUUAUUAAAAAAGCUUUGGAGGAUGGAAAGGACAUAUGGCUGGCUCUAUUAGACUGGAGGAACACGCCGCAAACGGACGGUUACGCGCCGUCGCAAAAAGCUCUAGGCAGACGAACAAGAAGCAUUCUUCCGGUAGCAGCCUGCCAACUUCAACUGCAAACGGUGGACACGAAGAAGAUUAGAGAGAACAUUGAGCUACGAAAGGUCAAGUCGAAUUUCUACCACGACCGCAAGGCUCAAGAGUUGCCGAUGUUGCUUAGAGGACAGGAGGUGUAUGUACAGCUAAAGCCCCAGAAGACAUCCGAGUGGAGUCGAGGAAGGAUAACGGAAGUGCUGAGCGACAGGGACUAUCGAGUUGCAGCAAAUGGUGGAAGCUAUCCUCGAAACCGCAAGUUCCUUCGUGACGCCUGCACUCCGAUUCAAAUAGAGGAAUCAACGGUUCAGGAGUCCGGCAACCAAACCACAUUAUACGUGAUACGGUGA